UCUUGGACUCUGGCAGUUGAAACAUGGAUAACACAGCGGCUUUUGUGUUUUCUGUAGUUUUAAUCCUUGGUAUUGGUGCUCCAUGCAUUUUCGUGUACAGCUUUAACACAAGAACGGAAUAUUUUCAAGUACUGAACAAACAUCCUAUGAUAUCAGAAUGUGCCAUUCAGGUGCUUGCAAAAAAUGAAUAUGUGGGAUGUCGGCUUCAUAAGGAAACAGGAAUAUGUGAGAAGCUGCAUCACUCGUCAAUGGCUAAUUUAACGAUCGAUGAAAGAUACUCAUAUGCGAUCGAAGUCCGUGCCAGAGAAGACUACAAUCCAAAUGUACGAGAAUAAACAAUAUCAGCAUAGGCAAGAUGCUUAUGUUUAGAGUAUAAAUCUGUAAACCAACAAAAUAUAAAUUGUAUCACCAAGGUACAUGACGGUAUCUAAAUUGAAUGAAAAUUAUGAAA
Ruditapes philippinarum (Manila clam) is the source of this 451-nucleotide messenger RNA. RefSeq lists its product as uncharacterized. NCBI's taxonomy places the organism in Eukaryota, Metazoa, Mollusca, Bivalvia, Venerida, Veneridae. The transcript has 2 exons. The record is from RefSeq and is a predicted model, not a curated record. Bases 24 to 335 code for a protein of 103 amino acids.